Messenger RNA from Aphanomyces invadans, 186 nucleotides. RefSeq lists its product as hypothetical. The record is from RefSeq and is a predicted model, not a curated record. The transcript has a single exon. Lineage: Eukaryota; Oomycota; Saprolegniomycetes; Saprolegniales; Verrucalvaceae. Bases 1 to 186 code for a protein of 61 amino acids.
AUGAGCAUUUUGAAAACGUUCAAGUCGUACGACAUGACGAACAUUUUUCGACACUGUGGCUACAGCAAGCAAGGCCGGUUUGAUCCAUCCAAGCGACUCGUCGACGAGGAUGAUGCAUCAAGCGACAUCAAUGACAACAUGCUUGAAUAUGUUCCGGUCCAUGAAGAUGAAAGAGAAGAAGAAUAA